This is a messenger RNA of Scheffersomyces stipitis CBS 6054, 1623 nucleotides long. RefSeq lists its product as uncharacterized. Gene Ontology annotation, biological process: transmembrane transport. Gene Ontology annotation, molecular function: transmembrane transporter activity. Bases 1 to 1623 code for a protein of 540 amino acids. The transcript has a single exon. Lineage: Eukaryota; Fungi; Ascomycota; Pichiomycetes; Serinales; Debaryomycetaceae. The record is from RefSeq and is a predicted model, not a curated record.
AUGUCAGACACAGACAAUAAAAAGGCGGAAGCCUAUGACGCGACCGAAGAAGCGACUAAGGACGAGAAGCCCUUAGCAGUUCAGAUAACAAAGGAGUCAGAUGUUUCUAGCUUCUUAGAAGGAGAGCUCUACGAUGUCGAUGAGAGUAACAAGAGCUAUUUGGCCAAAUCAAAGAUACUUGCUGAUGCCAUAAACGAAAUUGGAUUCGGAAGGUACCAAUAUGGACUUUUCUUUGUGGCUGGAUUCGGUUGGCUAUCAGAUAAUGCCUGGCCCAUUGCUACGGGGUUAAUUCUUGGUAGAUUGAACGAAGUAGAUGGAGUGCAUGCUCCAAUCGGUAAAGCUCCCUACCUCACAUUGGCCCAGAACUUAGGUUUGCUUGCCGGCGCCCUUGUAUGGUCACUUUCCAGUGAUAUAAUUGGCAGAAGAUGGGCAUUCAACUUGACGUUCUUGAUCACCGGAAUCUUUGCUGUAGUAGCAGGAAGCUCUCCUACAUUCGCAGCCAUUGGAGUGUUUGAUGCGUUUUGGUCCUUUGGUGUUGGUGGUAAUUUGCCUGUCGAUUCUGCCAUCUUCUUGGAAGCAUUGCCCAAAUCCCACCAAUGGCUUUUGACGGUGAUGUCGCUGUGGUGGGCUCUCGGACAAAUAUUGGCCAAUUUGAUAUCCUGGGCUCUUAUUUCGAAUUUCUCCUGUGACGAUACUUCUGAUGUCUGUCACAAAAAGGACAACUGGGGCUGGAGAUACUUCUUAUUCACCAUGGGAGGCAUAACAUUGUUGAUGUUCAUCGCAAGAUUCGCUUUUAGAGUGUUCGAAUCUCCCAGAUUCUACCUAGCUAGGGGCGAUGACGUUAGAGCCAUUGAGACUAUAGAAAGAAUCGCUAAAAUCAACAGAAAAGAAUGUCCAAUCACGUUGGCAGAUUUACAGGCUAUAGACGAUUUACACCUUGAUGGAGAAGAUAUUGCCCCGGACGGGAAGAAGAAGAACCUUUUGAUUGAAGAAAAACUUUCCAAAUAUAAGUUCUCCCAUAUCCGUGAAUGUUUUGCUACAAGAAAGUUAGCCAUCUCAUCUUCAUUAGUCAUUUUCACCUGGGGUAUAAUUGGUCUUGCCUUCCCUUUGUAUAAUGCCUUUUUACCGUACUAUCUUGAAACCAGAGGUGAUGCAAACAAACCAUUGAGCGUACACGACACUUACAGAAACUCGUUGAUCGUCGCUGUGUUGGGUGUACCUGGGGCCCUUGUUGCUGGAGUCUUGGUUGAACUCAGAAUCGGAAGAAAAGGUACCUUGUUAGUCUCGUUGAUCUUGACCGGGGUAUUCUUGUUUGGCUCUACAACGGCCAAGACAAGCAAUGCCAAUUUGGGCUGGAACUGUGCUUUUUCAUUUGUUUCCAAUAUCAUGUACGGAGUCUUGUAUGCCUAUACGCCCGAAAUCUUUUUUACUAAGAUUAGAGGGACUGGUGUUGGAUUGGCAGCUUCUUUCAACAGAGUGCUUGGGGUGUUCGCUCCUAUCAUUGCCAUCUACGCAGACUUGACCACCUCUGCUCCUAUAUUUGUUAGUGGAGCGUUGUUCAUCUUUGCUGGGGUAUUGACAGUCUUUUUCCCUUACGAACCCAGGGGCCACUCUAGUUUCUAG